Messenger RNA from Spodoptera litura, 2294 nucleotides. RefSeq lists its product as uncharacterized. Lineage: Eukaryota; Metazoa; Arthropoda; Insecta; Lepidoptera; Noctuidae. Gene Ontology annotation, molecular function: protein binding. The record is from RefSeq and is a predicted model, not a curated record.
AUUUAUACGUCUCGACAACAGUUCAAUAUCGCCAAUUUCACUGUACGGACGUCUUUUUCAACGAGAAUUAACAAAACAAAAACAAAUAAUUACAAUUAAUCGAUUGAUUUUUGUCAGUCAAUAUUUUGAGGUUAUAUUUUUGUAGUUUGACAGGUGACUGCGCGGGAAAUCGCGCGCCAAUUUUUAAGAAGACAAAGAUCGUUGUGUGUUUUUCCUUUGUGUUUCUUUUUGUUGGCGUCAGGUGGUGAAAAGUGACGAUGCCUUCGGAAGUGGCUCUGGGCAAAUCUUUGCAGCGGGAGCUAGCGGACUCCAUCAUAAGGAUGGUGCCGCUCGACGAGAUCCGCAUACUGCUGGCUUGUGGAGCCAAGGUAAAUGAGCCAGUAACGCAAGGACUCCGGCCCCUGCACUAUGCGAUCUGGCAGCGCUACCUGGAGGCUACCAGGCUGCUGGUGGUGCGAGGGUGUGACGUCAAUGCCAGGGACGACUGUGGAUACAGCGCGUUGCAUCUCGCUGCUGAGCAUGGGUACACAGAGCUGGUAAAGUUGCUGCUGGAGAGUGGAGCAGCAGUGGACUACAGGCCGAACACUGGUGAAGAGUUCCCGAGGACUACACUCUGUGACGAACCGCUGAGGCUGGCUAUUAGGAAUAAACAUUAUGAGGUGGCCCGUCUUCUUCUAGAACACGGAGCAGACCCCAACAAGCGCUACUUCUUCGGAGCAGAGAUCAACUUGGUAUCCGACCCUGAAUACUUGGAGUUACUGCUGACGUUUGGAGCUAAUCCUGAUUCCAGAGACAGAGCUGGUUUGACUCCGCUGAUGAAGGCUGCUAGGCAGAGAAAGGGUCUGGAUGCUGUUCUCCUGCUCAUCAGUUUCGGAGCGGAUGUGAACGCGAUGGCUGACGCCAGGAAUGACUACAGGACUGUCAUGCAUUAUGCCGUACUAAGUGGUAACCCUGAAGUAGUGAAUCUGAUGAUAAAGCAGGGAGCGCGUGUGAACUACGAGUGUAAUGAAUUCAGCAAGCCCAGUCCAUUGGACCUCGCCAUCUUGAAAGGAGACGUCGCCAUGUUGCAGAUGCUGUUAGCUGCUGGUGCACAAGUGAACGCAUCCAGUUCGGUGAUCGGAUCUCCCCUGCACGUUGCCUGCUCCGACAAUAUUACGAAUAGGAAGGAAAUUGUACAAAUUCUUCUAGAAAGCGGUGCUGAUCCAAACCUGAAGGUGUACAAUGAUGAAGACGCCACACAGCUGCGGCCAGCGCUCGCGGAGUACCUCGCCAGCAACCCGGAGCCCAGCGCUGAGAUUGUUGCACUGUUGUUGAGAUACGGAGCUAGGGUCAUCAUGAAAACUCAAUUCCGUGAUCCAGACGGCAUCCUCAACCACCUCCAGAACGUCACGUCAGAAGAGUAUCAACAUAUCUUCUAUCUCCUUUUAGAAGCAGCUGAAGCCUUCGAUCUAUGCAUGAUCAAAAGAAACAACACAGUUACAGCCACGCAAAAAGAAGCCUUAAUCCAUCGCGCUAAGACCCCUAUUUCCUUGCUCGCCCAAACAAGAAUAUUUUUAAGGAGAUAUUUUAAAACUAUGCUUGUGGAUAUAAUUCCUGACAUGGAUAUACCUAAAAUUCUCCACCAAUACCUACUUUUUAACUGUCGUUAAAAAAGAGGUUUAAUAUUUUAAGGUUUCAUUCAAGGCUGCAAAGAGGAAUUCUUUUGCCUCAUCCCUUUUGACAGAUAGUUUUUGGUGUUGCCAGUAUAUUUUGUCUCCCGGUUUUGUGGGUGAUUUUGAUUGUUGUCAGGUUUUGAUGAGUUGGAUAAUGGCACGAUGUUUUUUGAGAAGAAGUGAAAUGUUGAGUUCAUAAGUGGGCUAGUACUAUUAAUAUGUUGACAGUACAUUAGAGUUUGGUAUAAUAAUGUGCUCCUAUUUUUGUAUACUUAGUUCUUUGUGGUAAACUUGUAUUUUUGUAUCUCAAGUGAAGAAAUCACAUUUUUGUCGAACUUAGAUUUUAAGUUUAAUCAUUGUACUUCUAUUUAAUUAUUUUAUUUGUUUUACACAUAAUCCAUAUGUAUUUGAAAGAAGAAGAAAGAAGGAAAGCAAAACAUUUUUAUAAUUACUGAGCAAAAUAUUUCUCUAGAAUUUUUAGAACGAGAAUACGAUAUAUUUUCUUCAAAAAAGAUUUCCUAUUUAACAACAAAAGAAUUUAAAGAAAUUGAACAUAUACACAUAAUUGAUUUAUGUUUCAUAUUUUUUGUACACCAUCGCACGCACAGAAUUAAAUUUUUUGGUAUUAUUUGUGGAGUAAUA